AUGGCAAAUAAAAUACUAGAUCCAAUCUUUAGAUUAUACGAUCCGAUUUGUUAUUCAUUUAACAAGAAAAAAGAGGAUUAUAUUAUCAUCUCACCGACUGUUGGUUCUAAAUCCCAAUUGAAUGAUGGUGGUAGAAUUACCUUCGAAAUAAAUUCAUUAUCGAAUUGGUUGCUUCUUUCCGAUGCUUAUUUCAGAUGCGAUUUCAAAAUCAAAGACGCCACUCAGAAUCAAGUUCCUCAAACAAAUACAACGUUAGAAAACAAUUUCUUUCCAUCUUUAUUUAGCGAGAUGGUUUUGAAAGCUGGUUCAAAUCCGAUAGAAACCAUUAAACACCCUGGGGAAUUCAACACAAUGUUGAAAACAGUUUUAUAUCCUAAAGAUUUCGAUUCAGUCUCGGGUUGGAUACCCGAUGUUGGCGAUGGAAGUGUUUUAAAAGAACCGGUAAGAAAUCUUGCAAAUGAUGCCGAUUUAGCUAGAGUGAGAGUUGUUGCUCGAAACACGAUAGAAAGAGUAGCACGAGCAGCUAAUCAUGGAUUCGAAAAACGAGUACUUCAGUACAAUAAUGUUGUUGAGAAUAAUAGGUGGGGUAAAUUGGAAAUUAUAUCCUUUAUUCGGUCUGUUGGAACACAGAAAGGUUUCCAUAGGCUUACCAUAUAA
Lottia gigantea (owl limpet) is the source of this 657-nucleotide messenger RNA. RefSeq lists its product as hypothetical. Bases 1 to 657 code for a protein of 218 amino acids. The record is from RefSeq and is a predicted model, not a curated record. The transcript has a single exon. Lineage: Eukaryota; Metazoa; Mollusca; Gastropoda; Lottiidae.